Messenger RNA from Pygoscelis adeliae (Adelie penguin), 2366 nucleotides. It is a transcript of the gene FBXO45, whose product is annotated as F-box protein 45. The annotation marks the transcript as partial. The transcript has 3 exons. Gene Ontology annotation, biological process: synapse assembly involved in innervation; proteasome-mediated ubiquitin-dependent protein catabolic process. The record is from RefSeq and is a predicted model, not a curated record. Gene Ontology annotation, molecular function: protein binding. Gene Ontology annotation, cellular component: SCF ubiquitin ligase complex; synapse. NCBI's taxonomy places the organism in Eukaryota, Metazoa, Chordata, Aves, Sphenisciformes, Spheniscidae.
UUGCCGGGACGGGUGCUGGAGCUGGUCUUCUCCUACCUGGAGCUGCGGGAGCUGAGGAGCUGCGCGCUGGUCUGUAAGCUGUGGCACCGCGUCCUGCACGGCGACGAGAACAGCGAGGUGUGGCGCAGCUUGGCGGCCCGCUGCCUGGCGGAGGAGGCCCUGCGCACUGACAUCCUCUGCAACGUGCCCACCUACAAGGGCAAGGUCCGUGCCUUCCACCACGCCUUCAGCACCAACGAUUGCUCACGGAAUGUCUACAUCAAGAAGAACGGCUUCACGCUGCACCGCAACCCCAUUGCCCAGAGCACAGACGGGGCACGGACCAAGAUAGGCUUCAGCGAGGGCCGCCACGCCUGGGAGGUGUGGUGGGAGGGCCCGCUGGGCACUGUGGCCGUCAUCGGCAUCGCCACGAAGCGGGCGGCCAUGCAGUGCCAGGGUUAUGUGGCCCUGCUGGGGAGCGAUGACCAGAGUUGGGGCUGGAACCUGGUGGACAAUAACUUGCUGCAUAAUGGAGAGGUGAACGGCAGUUUCCCCCAGUGCAAUAACGCGCCCAAAUACCAGAUAGGUGAAAGGAUUCGAGUUAUCCUGGACAUGGAAGACAAAACAUUAGCAUUUGAGAGGGGCUAUGAGUUCUUGGGAGUUGCCUUCAGAGGACUGCCAAAAGUUUGCCUGUAUCCAGCAGUGUCUGCUGUGUAUGGUAACACAGAAGUGACUUUGGUCUACCUGGGAAAACCUCUGGAUGGAUGACAUGGAUUGUUUCGUUGGGACAUCGAGAUGUGGAUGACUGGGAGGAGAAAUCUGCAUGUUGGUUAGAGGGAAACGUGUAUUAGAGGAAAAACAAAAAAGUGUGGGUGUGUGUCCAAGAACCAUCGAGGGAAUCACACAGAGUUUUGAAAUGGAGGACCAGCCAUACUUCAGGAAUUGUGUUACAUUUCCUCUUUCUACCAGGCCAGAAAAAUCCUCAGGGUUGCAGUUGGUUGAGUGGGAAGCUGACACAUGCAUGUUGCAACAGAUUUCAUUGUUAAGAUGGCAGUGGGUGACCUCAAAUAUUUAAGAAAGGAUUUGAUACAAAACUGCUUGAGGAAAUUAACCUGAGAUUUGUAAGUAGCGUGUUUUGUGAAAGACUCCCAUUUUAAAACUGCUUGUUCCUUCCCUUCCCUCCUUUGGACCAAUGUGGGUACCGGAGGAGAGCGAGUCUGGUUGGGUUUUAUUUACAAUUUUUAACACACUGAGAAGCAUGGUCUGUCUGGACUGCCCUUCUCCAGUAUAAUGAUACAAAAUGUGUGCAGCUAUUUUUAAGUGUAUUUUAAGGGUUGUAUAUAUAGAACACGUUGAAAAGAACAGUUAAGAGAAAGGGUUUGCUUUAUUCUAACUGGGACAUAAUUUCUUAAUGGGAAAAAAAAACCCCCACUACGUGGCAUCAGAAAAUAUACCUUGGACAGGUAUAUAACGUUCAUGUAAGUGUACUUCUUCUGUUGUAUUGUAAAGCAUUUUGGGAUGCUCUUGUGGAGUAUGGUGCUACAUUGGGUCAUUUUCUGUGAAAGUUUCCAUAGCUUUAGCACAGUUUUGUUCUCUGUAGGAAACGCAAAACAUUUUCCCCAUGAGUUUCCUUUCACCAAAAUUUGCAGUCCCCUUUAGGAAAGGAAGGCUCAACAUAGCCGUGAGCUUGUCUUCCUUUUGACAUCAAAAAUACAAACUUUUAAAGCAUUCUUACACUUUCGAAUCACUGUUGCAAAAUGUUUCAAAAUAAUGAGGAAGAAGCAUUCAGUUUCUGAAUCCAGACCUUGUUUUCAGCUUAAAUGGCUUUAUAGGGCUGUAAGACUUGGCUGAACCUUUCUUUAAAUAAAAUCCCCCAGUACCCAAGUAUUCACCUGCCCCUGGUGAGUAAAACUCUCACCAGCCCUUUGAUGGGGUUCUGGAUCAGGUUCAGCGUUCAGGCUUUUUUCACUUGUACCGGUUUUCUAAAGACCCAUGUAUAAACCCCCCUGGUGUGUCGGCAUGCUGGCAUACGCAGGCUGGGGUGGCUGUGAGGCUGAGAGGUGUAGUAAGGAGGGACUUUCUGGUGAAACCGCUUUCCUCUGAGGUUGAAAGGUCUGUAGGGAGCCCCAGAAGGGCUUCUUUUAAUAGGGCAUUAAAACCUGUAAGCCCUGCGUCUAGCUCCUGGCUCUUGUUUCUUGUUGGUUGGUGUUUCCCAGAGCUGUCUGAACUAUUUCAGAGCUGGGCAUGCUUUUCAGAGAGGGAGAAGGAAGUGUUUAUACAACCUCUUUUUGCUUUCUUUGCGCUAGAGAAUGUGAAUUGCUUAAUAUUGGACACUGGCAAUUCUCUGAGCAUGGAAGAGAGGAAUUCCUCUUAGGCUGUUGCUCAUU